UUACAUUGUCCGAUUGCGCGCCGUAAACGUCGGUAACGAUGCGAGGAACGUUUUACAGACACUGGCCAAAAAUUCUACGCAGUGCAGCCAUGAACACUACAAUAAGUACUGUCAGUAGCGGUAGUGACAAACAUCUACCGGAAACGACUGUUCAGACUGUGGCACAAAACUUAACUACAAUGCAACAGAAUGUACAGAAUGUACAGAAUGUACAGAGCAUGGUACAGAGCAAUAUAUCGAACAUUCAACCGACUCAGACUAUUGUUGGUUCCAUGACACCCAGCGGUCUAGUAGGCAAAUCAGUAUCUCUGGACAUGAAUCCAAAAUUAUCUUUAAUGAAACCUGUGGUACCUUCUGGUACUACCUCAUCUACAGAAACGAGUAAAAUAACAACAACGUUAUGUUCUAUAGGAUCUACAGUAAAAAUAAUAUCACCAGGAAUGUUAAGUACUGUGGAAAGGCAAAUUCCACCUCAAACACAAUUACCACAUCCAGUAUCUAUACCAGCUACGUAUCAUGUACCGCGUGGACCUGCUGCAGUUGCUAAUAUCUCUGCACCUAGAUCGACAGUUGCCACUCCUAUCGUCAGGACAAAUAUAGGACAAAUUGUGCCUGCUACUAGACCAGGUAAUAAUACAUCAAUCUCUAAUCCCCAAUGGCAACCUAAAACAACAUCUGUUGCAUUAUAUGCGCAACCACAAAGACAUCCCACUCCUUCCGUCAGCAGAGUCUCCAGGCCAUCAUCCACUGUGUAUACGGGACAACAGCCGCGAUUAAUUACACCAGCCAGUCAAGCAAGAUCUGUUCAAGCUACCAUGGUUGCUGGUAGUUCGUCCAGGUUAAUAGCACCUGUCUUGCAAACUAAUCUUACUAGACAUCCAGUUGCACAAAACAGACCGCCAACGCCGCAAGUAGUAACUGUGUCACAGACUUCGCAACCCAUCAGAUCGUCGACACAAACCAUUCAACCUACUCAGUCUAGCAGACCUCUAACUACGACUGGUACGACGAAACGUAUAGCUGCAUCACCCAUUAUAGAGACAGUCAACAGAAUAAGCAGUACAGCUUCAGUUACUGUCGGUUCAGUGGAACCAACAGUAGGACGAUUGUCAAUUAGUGGUAAUACGGUGGCUGGACCAUCGACCGUUAGUCAUAUCGUUAUCCCUUCGCAACAGGUUCAACCACAGCAAGGUGCACCGCGUGUUGUUCAAACCGUCACAUCUCUGUCGAGCCUCAGUACUGUAUCACAAGUAAUUACAACAACCGCAAAUACACAGUCAAAUGCAAUGCGCAUAUUGCAAACAGUUCCAACCACAGUUGCGAAAAUCGCAGGAAUGUCCUUACACCCUUUGCCUAUCGCUCUACCGGUCAGGGCUGCGUCGGCGCCAAUCAAGGCUGCUCCUACACAGUCUCAAAAUAUUGGACAAACCGUCCAAGUGAAACCGGCACCACAGGCUAAUUUACGCAUGUCGUCCACCAACAGCAGUACAGUCACAAGUUCCACUCAGCCAGUCCAAGGGCAAUAUAUACAUUCACCACAUACUACUACGUAUCUUUCCUUUGAAACUACAGGAACGUAUUCACAGUUUCGACAAGCUUCAGUGCAGCCAGUAAGAUUAGUUGUUGAGCCAGGAUAUGAAGAACCCCAUGGUAAACCUAAUGCAUCUCCCCGACCGAGCAUUCUGAGAAAGAGAGAUCAUGACAAUUCACCAGUUAAAGGGGAGUCACAAUUUCUUGCAGGUGCAGCUAAAAAUUUAGUUCCUGUAUUAGCAUCUUUGCCAUCAAGUAGAUCAAUGUCCAGUCCGCCGUGCUCACCAAAGGGUGAUCAGGAUGGUGGUGGAUGCCAAAGUUCUGGAUCCACGACUGUAUCUGCUACAUCUUCGCCAGGUCUCGACGAGGAACUUGAGCAAUCCAGAAUUACUAUUAAUCCCACUAUAGAAAUGUCGCCGAGAAAAAAACCACGCAAACAGCAACUUACAGGCGUAGAAUUAAUUGAACCUAAAUUUACGGAGGAAGAGAUGCAAUUUCUCACUGAGGAAAAAUUGAAGAAGGAGAACAAAGAAGAAUCAAAAGAGAAGUUGUCCGACAAAAGGCAACUCUCCAAUGUACAAAGUGAUAUUAAAUCAUCUACUCAACAAACAGAAAUCACAAUAGCACGAUCACGGCCUGUACCAAGUCUAUUAGGCUCUUCUUGGAAAAACAAAUGGACAGUUAGAUUACAGCAUUAUAGAAGACCUAGCGAUGUCCGACCUCGUGAGGAAAGAAGACCAACAGUUGCUGAACUGGCGCAACAGAAAUACGUAUUACAGAGAUUAAAUGGAUGGAAAAUCUAUCAUCUCACUACACAAAUGGAAGAUAUCGCAUCCCUUGAAAAACAGGUUCAUGAAAAAUUAAAAACGACACUCACGCUACUGGAAUCACAGCAAACCGUUAAAAGUAAACAUAAUGAUGGUCUCGAACGCGUAAACGAACUGAUUAAAGGGAAUAUGCAGCGCAGUAAUUUAAUCAGUGAGGGCAUGAACGAAGCACGUACACAACUAGUUGCUAUAUUUCAACAUAAAGGCCCUAUUACUGAUCUUUUGCAACGCUGUGGUAACAAACGAGCACAGAAAAAGAGGGACAAAUGAGCAAUUGUGCUGAAUAAAUACGUAGAAUCUUUAUAAACGAACUUUGUUGAAGGAAAGUUCAAAA
This is a messenger RNA of Atta colombica, 2691 nucleotides long. Its product is annotated as histone deacetylase complex subunit SAP130-A-like. The record is from RefSeq and is a predicted model, not a curated record. Gene Ontology annotation, biological process: negative regulation of transcription by RNA polymerase II. NCBI's taxonomy places the organism in Eukaryota, Metazoa, Arthropoda, Insecta, Hymenoptera, Formicidae. The transcript has 11 exons. The coding region runs from base 39 to 2627 and encodes 862 amino acids. Gene Ontology annotation, cellular component: Sin3-type complex.